This is a messenger RNA of Triticum dicoccoides, 908 nucleotides long. Its product is annotated as GDSL esterase/lipase At5g03610-like. Gene Ontology annotation, molecular function: hydrolase activity, acting on ester bonds. The coding region runs from base 1 to 786 and encodes 261 amino acids. Lineage: Eukaryota; Viridiplantae; Streptophyta; Magnoliopsida; Poales; Poaceae. The transcript is spliced from 2 exons. The record is from RefSeq and is a predicted model, not a curated record.
AUGCGGACGCCGGUGGCGUACAAGGCGCGGCGGCGGGCGUCGCCGGAGACCCUCGCGCGCGGCAUGAACUUCGCCGUCGGCGGCGCCGGCGUGCUCGACACCGGCAACUUCCAGCGCAACAUCAGCGCGCAGAUCGACCUCUUCCAAACCAUGCACCACCGUCCUGGCUGCCGCGCUGGCAGCGGCAAGAGGACCGCGCUCGUCGUCGUCUCCGGCAACGACUACGCCUAUGCCGCCGACAAGGACAACAACGGCACCAGCGCGGCGAUCGCGUACAUCCCAACGGUGGUGCGGGAGCUCCGCGGGCAGCUCCGGCGGCUGCGCGACGAGGCGGGGAUGCGGAGGGUGGUGGUGACCAACCUGCACCCCAUGGGUUGCACGCCGACAUUCACCCGCCUGCUCAACUACACCGGCUGCGACCCGCUGGCUAACGCCGGCGCCGCCCAGCACAACGCCGCGCUCCAAUCGGUCCUCGCCGCCCUCGACCCCAACAACCGCACCUUCCUCCUCCUCGACGUCCACACCCCCUUCGCCGCCUUCCUCCUCGACGACAACAAUGGUGACAGUGACAACAAGUUGUUCAAAAGCAUGCUGCGACCGUGCUGCGAGAGCUUCAGGCCGGAUGGCUACUGCGGCGAGGAGGACGAGAACGGCACGCGGCAGUACACGCUCUGCGACGAACCCGGCCGCUACUUCUACUGGGACGACGUGCACCCGACGCAGGCCGCCUGGGCCGCCGUGGUGCGCACCUUCAGGGCCGCCGUCAAGACCUUCCUCUCCAUCUGACCUAACACGACACGACAACUCUUAUUGCCUCAAACAUGAAACGAAGAUGGCCAUAUAUGCAUGGUUCAUUUGGAUGCGUCGCCAGCAGUCAGGACUAACCAACACGUAACGUGCCCUGAAAA